Oncorhynchus gorbuscha (pink salmon) is the source of this 744-nucleotide messenger RNA. RefSeq names its product phospholysine phosphohistidine inorganic pyrophosphate phosphatase-like. Gene Ontology annotation, cellular component: cytosol. NCBI's taxonomy places the organism in Eukaryota, Metazoa, Chordata, Actinopteri, Salmoniformes, Salmonidae. The record is from RefSeq and is a predicted model, not a curated record. The transcript is spliced from 6 exons. The coding region runs from base 67 to 744 and encodes 225 amino acids. Gene Ontology annotation, biological process: dephosphorylation. Gene Ontology annotation, molecular function: phosphatase activity; inorganic diphosphate phosphatase activity.
GAUGCGAUCCAGAAGAAGAAGAAGAAGAAGAAGAAUCAGCUCUUUUUACUGUGUCACUUUUUCGUCAUGGCAGCUACCAGCUGGGAAGACUCCGUCAAAAGUCUGAAAGGUGUGAUUUUAGACAUGUGCGGCGUGUUAUAUGAUGCUGGAGAAGACGGCGGCACACCGAUUCCAGGCUCCGUAGAAGCGGUGAAAAGGCUAAAGGCCUCGGACCUGCAGGUGCGCUUCUGUACCAACGAGACCCAGGCCACACGGGAGGUGUUUGUAGCCAAGCUGCAGAGGAUGGGCUUUGACAUCUGUGUGUCUGAGGUGUUCUCCCCAGCCCCGGCUGCCGUGGCUGUCCUGAAGGAAAGGGGGCUACGACCCCACCUGUUGGUCUAUGACGGUGUUGUCCCUGAGUUUGACAGUGUUGAAAAGGCCAACCCAAACUGUGUUGUCAUAGGAGACGCAGCAGAGAAGUUCUCCUACCAGAACCUCAACGAUGCCUUCAGAGUUCUCAUAGGGCUGGAGAAACCAGUACUGUUCUCUCUGGGCAGAGGGAAGUACUACAAGGAGGAUGAAGGCCUGAACCUGGAUGUUGGGGUUUACAUGAAGGCAUUGGAGUAUGCCUGUGAUGUAGAAGCUGAGGUCAUUGGGAAGCCAGACCCCAUGUUCUUUCAGAAAGUUCUGGAUGACAUGAAGAUUCAGUCACACCAGACUCUGAUGAUUGGAGACGAUCUGGUGAAUGAUGUGGGCCAGUAUUAG